CUUGACUCAUCACACAGAAACCGUACACACGACGGACCCCUCCUACCUUCCUACUGCAAAGACAUGUCUUCCUUCAACGGCUUCGACACAGUCCCAGCGGCUGCGUCUGGGAAAGCAGAGCCCUUUCAGCUUCACGUCCCAGACUCUGAAGUCGCAGACUUCAAAGACCUCCUUCGACUGUCCCGGAUCGGCCCCGAGACCUGGGAGAACAGCGUCAGCACCCGUGAAGGGGGCAAAUACUUUGGCGUCACACGGGACUGGCUGUCCAGCGCCAAGACCACCUGGCUGACCGAUUUCGACUGGCGCAAGCACGAGUCGCGCAUCAACUCGUUUCCCAACUUCAAGAUCCAGAUCGAGGACGGCGAGCCGCAGCAGCCGCUCAGCAUCCACUUCGCGGCGCUCUUCUCCAAGAAGAAGGAUGCGGUCCCCGUCCUCUUCAUGCACGGCUGGCCCGGCUGCCACCUUGAGUUCCUGCCCAUGCUGGAUCUCCUCAGGACCAAGUACACGGCCGAGACGCUGCCGUUCCACGCCGUGGUGCCGUCACUGCCUGGGUACGGGCUCUCGUCCGGCCCGCCGCUGGAUCGCGACUUCGCAUGUGCUGAUGCGGCUCGCGUCCUGAACAAGCUCAUGGUCGAGCUGGGCUUUGGUGCCGGCUAUAUCGCGCAGGGGGGCGAUUUGGGCUCCUUUUUGGCUCGUCAGCUCAGCUCCACGUAUGAUGAGUGCAAGGCAUAUCACGUCAACCUGCUACGUGCCGGCCCCGAAGUGGAUCAGAGCAACACGGAGGGCCUCGACGAGGAAGACUUGCUGCACCUGAAGAAGGCCAAGACCUGGUGGGAGAUGGGCUUGGGCUAUGCCAUAGAGCACUCCACGCGCCCCGCGACGAUAGGCCUGGUUCUGUCCUCGAACCCUCUUGCACUGCUGGCGUGGAUCGGUGAAAAGUACCUUGAGUGGUCGGAUACGGACAUCGAACUGGAACAGAUUCUCGAGUUGACCUCCUAUUACUGGUUCACCUCCUCGCUGCCCCGGUGUAUCUGGCCCUAUAGGGAUCUCUUUUCCGCUCGAUACCAAAAGUCAGGCUGGCCGAAGACGGACAAGCCCUUGGGGUAUUCUGCCUUCUGCGACCUCGCAGUUCUGCCCAAGGGUUGGCAGAAACACUUUCCGAAUAUGAAGUUCCGAAGGGACCACGACAAGGGCGGACAUUUUGCUGCUCUGGAGCAACCGGAGUUGUUUCUCGAAGACGUAGAGGAGUUUGUUCUCAAUGUCGUCGGUCCAUUGCCCUGAAAGGUUGAAUUGCGAUGCAUUUCUCGUUGGGCCCCUCCCCCCUUCCAAAUCAUAUUGUUAUCCAAGUCCAGGUAGUCAAAUAUCAACAGACUAUUCAUGCCGUCAAGUAUUGGUGCAUGUGCCAUAAAUACUCUGAACGCAUGCAAUAAUUGAUUAGUUCACUCCAAGGCAAGUGCUUUUGCUUACUAGACUCGCACUCGCUUUCGUCAGAAUCGAAUGCGCCGGCCAUUUUGGGCCGCACUACAUGAAUACGCACUAGCUACUUAAGUUCUUAAUUAAAUUAGAACACCACGGCCAACG
Cryphonectria parasitica EP155 is the source of this 1581-nucleotide messenger RNA. Its product is annotated as epoxide hydrolase 1. Gene Ontology annotation, biological process: epoxide metabolic process. The record is from RefSeq and is a predicted model, not a curated record. NCBI's taxonomy places the organism in Eukaryota, Fungi, Ascomycota, Sordariomycetes, Diaporthales, Cryphonectriaceae. Bases 64 to 1281 code for a protein of 405 amino acids. The transcript is spliced from 3 exons. Gene Ontology annotation, molecular function: epoxide hydrolase activity.